This is a messenger RNA of Fusarium keratoplasticum, 1239 nucleotides long. RefSeq lists its product as uncharacterized. Gene Ontology annotation, molecular function: protein binding. Lineage: Eukaryota; Fungi; Ascomycota; Sordariomycetes; Hypocreales; Nectriaceae. The transcript is spliced from 2 exons. The record is from RefSeq and is a predicted model, not a curated record. Bases 1 to 1239 code for a protein of 412 amino acids.
AUGGCAGAAGUCGCAGCUGGAGCUAUCGUCGCCGAGCAAAUCAUCUCGACGGGUGUCGAGGCUGGGGCUGCAGCUGUUGUUGCGCGACCAUCGCAGCCAUUGACGGUCGUUUUGACCCAGAUUGCUACGACUCCAGCAGAGGAUGAGUCACUGGCAUUGGCUCGAUCCCAUCACACAGUCACCGUCAUCAACAACAGAGCCUACAUCUUUGGCGGUAACAAAGAAGACGGCCAGCUGUGCUCCAACGAAGUUCACGCUGUAUCUCUUCCAGGCGAGCAACAGGGCAACGGAGAGUAUGCAUGCUACCCAGCCGUGGGUGAAGAGGAUGCUUGUCCAGCCCCCCGAGUAAACCAUGCUGCCUGUGCUCGUGGUGACGCUCUCAUCAUCCAUGGAGGACAGGAAGGUGAUGGCCAGGCACCCAACGAAGGAUCUUGCUUGUGGCUAUGGGACGCCAAUACGGUCAAGUGGGAAAAGAUUGAGGCCGUGGGAAAAGCGCCAGAAUCGAGAUCGAAGCAUCAGAUCUUCUAUGAUCAGGCGCGGGAUCUCCUUGUCCUCCACGGCGGCCUCGAGGAUGGUGAGCCGACCAAGGAUACUUGGGUAUUCGACUUUACAACACGCCUGUGGAACGAGCUGCCAGCUGCUCCCGCCGUGUCUCUCGCGGCGCAGUAUGUGGAUAGCACGCUCUACUCCAUCAGCGGUGAUUCAGACGUGCAUGGCUCCAUUCACUACAUCAAGCCAGGCACAUCUGAGGAUCAAACCGAGGCGCCAGAAUGGUCCACCAUUGACUUCCCCACUAACCCAUUGGCUCCUGGACCUCGACCUCGUGUGGGGGGUGCAAUGUCUCAUGUCACAACGGGCUACGGACGACACUACCUCCUCUGCCUAUUCGGAAGCCGAAAAGACGUCGAUAUAUCUUCAGAUGAAACCUUUACAGAAGACCACCCCUUCUACUCCGACAUGUGGUCCCUGCAACUCCCCUCGGGUGGCUUCACCGGGUCCCGUGUCAAAGACGUCAUCCGCGACGCCAUCCCAGGUGUGGAGUCUGGGGAAUUCAGUUGGCACGAGCUUGAGAUUGCACCCACCGAGUUGACACAAACGACCGGAAAGGUGCACCCUGGACCUCGGGGUUUCUUUGGGGCUGAUACUUGUUUGGAUGGAAAGGGCGUCAUUAUGUGGGGAGGUGUCAAUGCCAAGGGGGAGACUGAGGCGGAUGGUUGGCUGUUGAAGAUCGGCUCCUAG